This is a messenger RNA of Frankliniella occidentalis (western flower thrips), 2104 nucleotides long. RefSeq names its product golgin-45. Gene Ontology annotation, cellular component: Golgi membrane. The coding region runs from base 223 to 1596 and encodes 457 amino acids. NCBI's taxonomy places the organism in Eukaryota, Metazoa, Arthropoda, Insecta, Thysanoptera, Thripidae. The record is from RefSeq and is a predicted model, not a curated record. The transcript has 6 exons. Gene Ontology annotation, biological process: Golgi organization; Golgi to plasma membrane protein transport.
CUGAAUGAGGCGAAGAAAUUUAGAUGCUAGGAUGUGGCACAAGUUUUUAUUUUUAUUGUUUAUUGAUUAAUCUUGGUUUAAAACUUUCUACCUAUUCAUGAUUAUCCGUUCAUUAUCAAUAUCUAACAGUCAAAGUGAUUGCCACUUCCUUUAGGCCACACUUCCCCAAUACAUCUGUCAAACCUACUCCUGUAGUACAGGUUAGGUUUUCGUUCGUUUUAGAUGAACACAAUGGAGAUUUUAACUGCUAAAACCAUGAAAACCAUUAUUCCUUCACCGCACCGAACUCAAGGCGAUGGUAUGGAAAAUGUGAUCGACAUGCAACAGAAAGCUGAAGCUCAACCCAGCACUUUCUCAAAAACACCCAAAAAACUUUUGGUUGAUGAUUUUUUGUACCGUCCCUCAGGGGUGAGCUUGAGAAGCAUACCUCCCCCCAUAUUACCUCCUGGGAGGAUGGUUAGUCUGACAUCAAACAAUAUAGUUCACUUAAAGAAAGACAAAUUGAGUGGUGUGGGAUUCAAGACAAAGGAACCCAAAUUCAUUCCGUAUGAACCAUAUAAAGCUGCAGUCAACCCAAUUGUACCUAUUCCCAGGCACAAAGGCUCAAGAAAAUCUUUCAAUGCAUCAACUGCUUCCAGGACUACUGUUCCCAACUGCAAAGAACCUAUUGAAAGCUUAUCUACAUUGGAAUCAGAUUUAGAAAAGGAUGAAGCAGUUUGUAAGCCAGCAAUUUGUAGUAGGGAUGAGGCUGUCGGUGCUGUUUCCAGUAAAGAGUGGGAAGAAGAGAAGAAGUCUAUGGAAGCUGAAAUCCAACAGCUCAAGGAUGACAACAGCCAGCUAGAAAAUCAGUUGAAAUUACAAGCCCAGGUGAAUGGUGAGCUCAAAAAGUUGCUUGUUGCUGCAGUCGGUGAAGAUAUUGAAACAAGAGUAAAUCAUUUGACAGAAGAUAAAGUUCAUCUUGCAAGGGCUUUGCUUACAUCAGCUCAAAGUUUAUCAACUCAUCAGGAGCAAACUGAAUGGUUGGCUGGCCAAUGUGAAGUUUGGAGAAGCAAAUUUCUCGCUAGCAGUUUAAUGGUAGAAGAACUUGCCCGGUGGAAAGCUGCAUUGAGUCAGAAAGCAAUUGACCUACAGGAAUCUGUGCAGCGCUUAUUUGAAGAAAGAUGUAAAAUACGAACUGCUCUCAUAGAUUGUCACAGAAAACUAUCCGUCUUAAGAGAGAACUUUGACAUGGUCUCAGCUUUGGGUGGUCCUCGAAAUGCCUCGCGUCGAAACUUAACCACAAGCAGUAUUGCUGAUCUUACUAUAGCUAACCAAAAGCUGUGUGAUGUGGUCACCACUCAGCUGCUUGGUAGUGCUAUUGAUAAAGUAGCUAAAUUCUCUCUUGACUACCAAAGUCUUGACCAACACUCUCCCACCGAAAAAGUUGCCUUACAGUUACUGCAGCAACCAAUUACAGCACUCUUGUCUGGAGGCCCGGAUGCAGCCUGUAAUGCUGUAAUGGGGGCAGCACUUGCACUUGGAGGAUCACAUAUGUUCCCUCAAAAUCCCAAAUUUGUCUGUUGUGCUCAUUGCAGUGGAGAGGUAAAACAAUUGUAAAAACAAAGUGGUGUAAACUGACAUUCUGAUUUAUGCGUUAUCAGAGAUAAUUUACAACUUUCUUCAUUUGAAGACAUUAUCUCUUUCUCUUUGUGUUUUGGUUCAAUUAAGUCAGUAAGAUUCUCAUUUUGACAUGACUAUUGAAUUUAUAGAGCAAUACAUUUUUAUAAUGAAUUUUGGAAGGACGUAUAGUUUAUAGAAUUGAUGAAGUAUAUUUUAAUCUUGAUUGGAAGAUUUCUUUUUUGAGGUUUCUGGUAAAGAUCAAGUUUGUAUUGCUGUGUACCUGUGAUUUAGUCCUAUUGUCAACAUUUUAUUUUUCUAAGAAAAAUUAGGUUAUUAAUCACACUAUUUGUUGUGUCUCGCUUCUAUUGUUUACAACACAUAAUCAAUUUUGUCAGAAAUUAGUGUACAAAAGCCCCUCUCGUAAUUUAACUUAAAAUUCAGGACACCUGUGUCUGGACUGUGAUGUUCUUAUUUUUAACUGUAAAAUAAACUAAUUGUUACCAUA